Messenger RNA from Schistosoma intercalatum, 2009 nucleotides. The record is from the annotation of a GenBank genome assembly. NCBI's taxonomy places the organism in Eukaryota, Metazoa, Platyhelminthes, Trematoda, Strigeidida, Schistosomatidae.
AAUCAUACGACAAAAGUUGUAGACCUCGUAAGUCGAAGAUAUGCUUCCUACCGUCUUAUCGACAGUUCCGAAAUGUUUGUUAUUUUUCAUAGCAGUCAUACUAUCACAGUAUAAAAUUGAGUGUAAAUCGUCAUUAUUGGAUGUAACAGAUCCAGAAACUUGGAAGAAGUUGGCAGAUGAAAGAUUUAAUAAAUUUGAACAAUCAUUAACUUAUUUAUUACUUAAACGACCAAAAAAUAUCAUCUUAUUUAUUGGUGAUGGUAUGAGCUUGAACACUGUUACUGGAGCAAGAUAUUUGAAAGCGGAGAAGAUGAAUCUUUUAGGUGGUGAUGUACAGCUAGAAUGGGAAAACUGGCCUGUUGCAUCACUUGUCCGUACAUUCAACUCAGACAGACUGACAACAGAUUCAGGUUCUGCGGCAACUGCUUUUAUGUCAGGUGUGAAAGGGCCUUAUGAUACUGUUGGCAUCACGGGAACAGUGAAGUGCUGUGAAUGUACUGAGUUGAAAGAAGUGGAAAGAGCGAAAUCUUCUCUCAUGUAUGCCUCUAAAGCAGGAUUUUCCACUGGAAUAGUUACAACUACGAGGGUUACUCAUGCAACACCCGCAGCAGCAUAUGCCAAUAUGUUGCAUCGAGAUUGGGAGUCGGUAGGACCGUCAAACAAGCAUGGAUUCCACUGCGUAGACGCUGCUGCACAACUAUUGACAAAUGCUUCUCACGUCAACGUCAUAAUGGGAGGAGGGGCAGCCGAAUUCUAUGGUCCGUCAGACAAUACCACUUUCAACAUGAAAGGUAAACGCUCUGAUUCACGCAACCUCCUACAAGAAUGGAAGGAUAUGCAGACCGAAAUGAAUCACAAGCAUGUUCUCUUACAUACAAACGAUGAGUUUAAACGAACCGACUGGUCUUCGGUUGACUAUGUUUUGGGUUUGUUUGCUUCGAAUCAUUUGGCUUAUCAACUGGAAAACCAAGACCAACCAAGUUUAGCAGAAAUGACAGAAGCUGCUAUCAAAGUACUUUCUCGUAAUCCAAAAGGAUUUCUUUUGUUAGUGGAAGGAGGUAGAAUUGAUCAUGGGAAUCACGACAAUCGAGCCCAAUAUGCAUUAACUGAAACUUUGGAGCUCGAAAAAGCUGUCGAGAAAGCAUUGUCACUUGUUGAUCAACAGGAAACACUACUGCUAGUAACAGCUGACCAUUCACAUGCAUAUGGAGUGGUCGGCUAUCCGACAAGGAACACAAGUGUGCUAGAUGUGGAUAAUACUGCAAAAGGAGAUGAUAAUAAAUCGUAUCUCAUAUCUUCCUAUUUCAAUGGACCAAGAGGUAUAUUGGAUGCACCUCGAUCGGAUCCGGCAACAGAAGAUAGAUUUGCAAGCAACUAUACCGCAGAAUCAUUAGUGAGACUCAGUUUUUCUACACACAGUGCUGAGGAUGUACCGAUUUAUGCUAAUGGACCUUACAGUGAACUAUUUCAUUCUUCAUUGGAUAACACAUUUAUUGCACAUGCAACCAUGUACUCGCUUUGUAUCGGACCAUACACGAAUCAGUCACAUUGUAACAAAGGAAACAAUGGAUCUCAACUCAGAGGACUUCAUCUGAAUAACUUUUAUUAUUUACUAUUUCUCAGUGUUAUUUUGUACACUUUCAUACAUUAGUGCAUAUUUUGUGGUAUUUUGUUCAAAUUAUUAAUUUCAUGUGUUUCAUGUAAGCAUUUUUGUUAUUUGUAAUAUUUAUCAGGUUAGAUUAGAUAAGGAUUCAUUAGAUGAUUUAUGGAUAUACAAACAUGUAUUUUGUGAAUGAGUUUGUCAUUCGUAUGCAGUUCAUAUUCUGUUUAUCUGUUUUUGAUAUUCAUAUUUAUAUAAGAAUCUGUCAAAGUGAAAAUCGAAAUUGUUAUCAUCACUUAAAUUACAGUGUCAGACCUUCAAAAUCAAUACAGACAUUCAUUGUAGUAUCGUUGAUAUACUAGAAUUUCGACUCCUUCCCACACUUUCUAAAACAGUUCGUCAAACAAUC